UCUGUAUAAGAUUCCCUCCCCAGGGAUCCCGAGAUCACAGAGACUGGCCUUCUGCUCUGUCCUAGAGACCAAGCUAGAGAUCCAGGCUCUUCCAGAGGAGUGAGACCACCAUGGCUCAGGAGAGGUUCUUCAUCCUGUUCCCACUACUGGUUCUGGUGCUCCUGGUGCUGGGCAGUGUCCAGCCUUCUCUGGCCAAGGAGUCAAGGGCCGAGAAGUUCCUGCGGCAGCACAUAGACUCGAACACCUCCACCGUCAAUGCCAGCUACUGCAACCAAAUGAUGAAGCGCCGGAAUAUGACAGUUGGAUUUUGCAAGCCGGUGAACACGUUUAUCCACGAGCCUCUGCCAGAUGUCCAGGUCAUCUGCUUCCAGGGAAAUGUAACCUGCAAGAACGGGAAGCCCAACUGCCACCAAAGCAGUUCCAAAAUGCGCAUCACCGACUGCCGCCUGAAGAAAGGCUCCAAAUACCCCAAAUGCGACUACGAGACCAAGCAGCAAGAGAAAUUCAUCAUCGUGGCCUGUGAGUGUGUACAGUAUGAGACAGUCCACUUUGAUGGUUCUGUGUAGGUCUGCACCUGAGGCCAGAGUAGCAAGAUGCCCCACCUCCCUGUUGUGGCAACUGCUUCUCCCCUCUCCCUUCCUGGGUCUGAAAGAACUCCAGCCAGGGCUCCUAUCCCAAACACACAUGCGUUCCUACCCAGGACCUGCCCCUGUGUGGUUUGGGAGGUGAGGGGGUACCUGUGUAAACCACUUCCUGGAUUCUUUCAGUAAAACACAGUUGCAACCACCUGGAUUUCUGAAACUGUCACCAUCCUGAUACUAUCGUGUGAUUGCUUUCCUGCUUGGAUGAGAACUGCAAAUUGGGGUAGAUUUUGUAAGCAUCAAAUAGAAUCAUUACUUACCUUUGCUCCUGAC
Molecule: messenger RNA, 914 nt
Organism: Mustela lutreola (European mink)
Lineage: Eukaryota; Metazoa; Chordata; Mammalia; Carnivora; Mustelidae
Product: ribonuclease pancreatic-like
Exons: 2
Coding region: 111-566 (151 amino acids)
Molecular function (GO): RNA nuclease activity; nucleic acid binding
Source: RefSeq, a predicted model, not a curated record